CAUGGCGGCGGGGGCGGGCGGCGCGGGCCUGGGGCGGGCGGCGCUGGCGGCGCCGCUGGUGCUGCUCUACUACGGCUUCUCCAUCGGCAUCACCUUCUACAACAAGUGGCUGAUGAAGAGCUUCCCGUUCCCGCUGCUGGUCACGCUGCUGCACCUGCUGCUCAUCUUCGCUCUGGCGGCGCUCGCCCGCGCCCUGGAGCGCUGCCGCUCCGGGCGGCCGCGGGCAGCGCUGUCCUGGGCCGACUGCCUCCGCCGGGCCGCCCCCGCAGCUCUGUCAACUUCCUUGGAUAUUGGGCUGAGUAACUGGAGCUUCCUGUAUGUCACUGUCUCCCUCUACACGAUGACCAAAUCCUCUGCCAUUCUCUUCAUCCUGCUUUUUUCACUGCUCUUCAAGCUGGAGGAAAUGAGGGUGACGUUGCUGCUGGUGGUUCUGCUCAUUGCUGGGGGACUGUUCAUGUUCACCUACAAGUCCACACAGUUCAACGCACAGGGCUUUGUGCUGGUGCUCUGUGCCUCUUUCCUGGGGGGCAUUCGCUGGACUCUCACACAGAUCCUGAUGCAGAAGGCUGAACUGGGGCUCCAGAAUCCCAUUGAUAUCAUGUUUCACCUGCAGCCGCUCAUGUUCCUGGGGCUCCUCCCACUCUUUGCGGUGUUUGAGGGCCUUCCUUUGUCCAUAUCAGAGAAGCUCUUCCAUUUCCAUGAAGCAGGAAUGCUGUUCUCUCUGGUAGGGAAGCUGUUCUUGGGUGGAAUUCUUGCCUUUGGUCUAGGCUUUUCUGAGUUCCUCUUGGUUUCCAGAACAUCUAGCCUCACCCUUUCCAUUGCUGGCAUUUUUAAGGAAAUCUGCAUUUUAUUCCUGGCCACACAUUUACUGGGAGACCGCCUCAGUCUCUUGAACUGGCUGGGCUUUGCUGUCUGCCUGUUGGGAAUCUCCCUCCAUGUUGUUCUCAAAGCCAUGAAUUCCAAAGGUGACAAAGCACUGGAGCCACACAAAGAGGCCAGCUCUGACCCUGACCUGCAGCUGCUGCUGCUCCACUCCGAGCAGGCUGAGGAAGAGGAGGAGGUUGUUGAAACCCCACAGCAGCACUGACUGAACAUGAAGCACAAAGCCACCUGCUCUGUUCUUACCUAACUGCCUGACAGCUAUCCAGGAGGAAGAUCCAAAAGUCUCUGUGGCCACCCAAAGCAGAGCCAGGGCCUGGUGAGAGAAUUCUGCUGUUCUGCUACAGUGUGGAUCUGUAGAUGCUGCGCAAGAAAAGCCAACAUCCCUUUCACAGGAACUUGGAAGACAAGCCCUGAUUCAGUGGGUGUAGAAUGGUGAGGUGAGACAGGGAAAAGCUGUAAAAAGUCCAUCAGGGGAUCCUGAAGGCUGUUUACUGAGAAUGUAGACCAUGAGCUGUAGAAUGAACAUGGACGUGUCUGGACUGCAGGCUGAGUGGUUCUGGGAUCAUUUUACUGCUGUUUAGGUUUUGACUUCAAAGGAGAAGGUAGAUGCACCUUCCCUUUUUUUUUGUGUUUCUGCAAAUUAGGAACUCCCAUCCUGGUGGGAUCACAUGACUGAAUAAAUCCCUGGAGUUGUCCCAGCAAGGACCUUUUGUGCCUGGGGACCUCCAUGUUCUGUGUGCAUAGUAGAGAGAGAAUUAAAUGCUGGUAUUUGGGACCAGUUGAAAAUGAUGAACAUUUCCAGGUGAUGCAGAUUGGAGUGACGACAGAGAUGCAAGAGUACUUCUGGUGCUACAGGCCAAGAGGAGAAUGAGCAGUGUCAUAGGAGACCUAACUUGAGCAAUAAGCUUAUCAGAAAGUAUGUGUGGUUUUGA
Messenger RNA from Camarhynchus parvulus, 1814 nucleotides. RefSeq names its product solute carrier family 35 member C2 (gene SLC35H1). NCBI's taxonomy places the organism in Eukaryota, Metazoa, Chordata, Aves, Passeriformes, Thraupidae. Gene Ontology annotation, biological process: UDP-glucose transmembrane transport. The coding region runs from base 2 to 1087 and encodes 361 amino acids. Gene Ontology annotation, molecular function: antiporter activity. The record is from RefSeq and is a predicted model, not a curated record. The transcript is spliced from 9 exons. Gene Ontology annotation, cellular component: Golgi apparatus; cis-Golgi network; endoplasmic reticulum-Golgi intermediate compartment.